Molecule: messenger RNA, 564 nt
Organism: Naegleria lovaniensis
Lineage: Eukaryota; Heterolobosea; Eutetramitea; Acrasida; Naegleriidae
Exons: 1
Coding region: 1-564 (187 amino acids)
Source: RefSeq, a predicted model, not a curated record
AUGAGAAAAGCAUCUGUUGAGUCAGAACAACCACAACAAACACAAACACUCGAUCGUAUGAUUGAAGACAUUAUGAACAAGGAUCAAGUAACUCUUCCGAUUGGGUAUUGCAAGGAUGAUUUGGAAAUUAUUUGUGAAGCCAUUAAAUCGGUAUCUUCUCUUCGGAAGCUUACAUUUAUUGGAGAGAUUUCUAAUGAACGGACUCGAAAUGAUAGUUUUUUGAAUGUGGAUGAAUUUACCAUGUUGUGGACAAGUAUUUUGGAAGGUGAAAGUCCAUUGGAAUCGGUUGGAUUUUUAUCGAUGCAUUUGAAUGAUGAACAUUUGAAUGCCAUGAAAAAUAGUUUGAAAGAAUUAUCAAGCUCGAGUGUGGCAGUGACUUCCAUGACAUCCAUUGUAUUGAUUGGAAAUGAAUUUAGUUCAGAAUUGAUGAAAGAGGUAUCGGAAGAAUUUAAAAAAUUGAUGAAAAAUAUCAAGGAAAUUGUUUUUGAUGUUCCAUCAUCGGUUGUAUCCAAAGAUGAAAACACCUCUGAGAUUGAAAAGAAAUUGGCUGAAUUAACUGUAUGA